Messenger RNA from Setaria italica (foxtail millet), 2017 nucleotides. RefSeq lists its product as uncharacterized. The record is from RefSeq and is a predicted model, not a curated record. Bases 308 to 865 code for a protein of 185 amino acids. The transcript is spliced from 6 exons. NCBI's taxonomy places the organism in Eukaryota, Viridiplantae, Streptophyta, Magnoliopsida, Poales, Poaceae.
CGCCGCCUCCCGGCUUGGCGGCUCCCCCGCUCCCUCGCGUGUCGCGGUCCGGCGGUCGCCGUCGCCCAUCCGCGGUCCGCCUCCCUCGGCGCUCCGCCCUCCGCGCUCCGCCCUCCGCGCCUCCGCCUGCCCCCGGCGGCCUCCGCGCCUCCCCCUGCCCUCGGCUGGCCGGCCGGCGCGACGCCGCCUCCCCCUGCCCCCUGCGGCCUGGCUAGAAUCAAACGCCCCCUUAGUGCGGCGAAUAAUUUAUAUCCGCACCGGCGUGGGCUCCUCUUCUCGAAGCCUCUGCGUGGACACCGCGCGGCGAAUGUCGGGUGAAGAUGAGCUCCUCGCCGGCGGGGGCGUGCCCAUCCGGCCGCCGCGGCUGGAGGACGCGGGCCUCGAGGACUGCGCGCUACCGCUGGAGUCCAUCGCCGAGGCCUUUUCCCUCGCCGCGGCGGCCGUCUCCUCCCGCCUCGCCCGCUUCCCCCCCUCCGACGACUCCGACGAGGAGGACGAGGAGGGCCGCGUCUUGGCACCGCGCGGAGGCAGCUGCGUGGAUGAUGCCGGGCCCGCCCGUGGGGCUGUCCCCGACGCCGACGCCCUUGUUGUCGGCGACGGCGGCGGCGGCGCCGAUGAGGUCGUGGUCGUUGGCGGAGGGCGCGGAGGCGGAUGCGAGGACGCGGUGGUGGUCGGUGGGCGCGGGGAAGAGCGGGAUGGAGUCGUGGUGGUCGGGGAAGGGAGCGGGGAGAAGGAGCUGGGGAAGGAGGGUGGAUGCGUCGAGGGGGUCCUAGAAGGGGUCAGUGAAUCGGGGCGUGCGCACGGCGACGAAAAGGACGACGAGGAAGUGGCGGAGAAGGCGAUCUUGGUGCUAGAUUUUGAGUGAGCAGCUCGAUUGGUAACCGCUGGUUUGAGCUUGUCGUCAUAGCUUGGGCCAAGAUGCACGAUUGUGGUCUGAUACAUUCAUCAGUCGCAAGAGCCAUCGCAAGCAAUAACUGAUUGAUGUCACACCUUCGAAGCCGUUCUACGAAUUACUCUGGAGUUAUGGAUAAGCUUCUAUUUCAUAAGAAGCUCCUCAUUUCCCUCAUCCAGUUCAAAUUUCACUUGAUCUCAGCAAGGCUAUCAAGCUUACAAAAUUGUAUGACUUUGACCAAGAAGCUUAGAUGCAUUUCUUCUAGCAAGGAGUUGGCAAAGACGUUUGCUUGUCUACGCCAGUCUGCCGGAUCAGUGGUUCCUUUAUAAUCUAUUUCAAUCACUACUCUUGCCAGAUGAGUGCAAAACUCAAGCAGGACAACAACAACCAAAAUCACGGGAGCCUGAAAAUGUGUGCAAAAGAAAGACAGCAUGUACAAGGAUUGCAUGGAGACAUGCUCGCAGUCUGGUGACCGUGAACUGUCGGAGGACUUGUCUAUUUCAUUGAGCAGGGGAAGAAAGAAUGCUUUGCUUCUUGCCUCUUCAUUUGCUAUGACUUGAUACGACCAGAUAUUGCCCUUGAGCUUGCAUGGAUGAACAACAUGACAGACUUUGCUUUCCCAUAUCUGUUGCAGUUCAUUCGCGAAUACAGCAGCAAGGUUGAUGAUUUAGUUAACGACAAAAUUGAGUCGCAAAAUGAGGAAAGAGCGAAAGAGAAAGAGGAGAAAGAUCUUGUUGCUCAGCAGAACAUGUACGCACAGCUGCUUCCUCUCGCUUUGCCCGCUCCGCCGAUGCCAGGCAUGGGCGGUCCUCCACCUCCGAUGGGUGGAAUGGGCAUGCCUCCGAUGGGCCCUGGUCCGAUGCCAGCAUUUGGGAUGCCACCAAUGGGAAGCUACUAGGUUGGUUUUGCAGAGCGCUUAGAUGAUGAUUCGGAUUUUUCCAGUGUAAGCAGAAGUUGAACUAUGGGGUUGUAGAUGAUCACAGUUUGGAAUUAAUAUUCUUUAUGGUACCAGGAAAUUUUGGCGAGUGAAAUCUCUCGUUUGAGAAAUGCUACCUGUUGUUAUAAUCGGGUUCCCUUUGAUCCUGUUACCUCUGAAGUGUACAUGUGACUUUUGUUACCAUGUUA